UCUUAACCCUAAUUUCCUUCAGCAGAUAAAAUCCGGCGGCGCUCGCUUCUCCCUCUCUCUCUUUCCCCGUAGCGCCGCUGCUCUUUAAUCUCUCUCCUACCAAGAUGAAGUUCAAUAUCGCCAACCCCACUACCGGGUGCCAGAAGAAGCUGGAGAUCGAUGACGACCAAAAGCUACGUGCUUUUUAUGACAAGAGAAUCUCCCAGGAGGUCAGCGGCGAUGCUCUGGGUGAGGAGUUCAAAGGCUAUGUUUUCAAGAUCAUGGGAGGAUGUGACAAGCAGGGUUUCCCGAUGAAGCAGGGAGUGCUGACCCCAGGACGUGUCCGCCUGCUGCUGCACAGAGGAACACCUUGCUUCCGUGGCUAUGGAAGGCGCAACGGAGAGCGCAGGAGGAAGUCCGUUCGUGGGUGCAUUGUUAGCCCCGACCUCUCUGUUCUCAACCUUGUCAUUGUUAAGAAAGGUGAGAACGAUCUCCCUGGCUUGACUGAUGUUGAGAAGCCAAGGAUGAGAGGACCAAAGAGGGCGUCCAAAAUCCGCAAGCUGUUCAACCUGUCUAAGGAAGAUGACGUUCGCAAGUAUGUCAACACCUACCGCCGAACAUUCACAAAUAAAGCAGGGAAGAAGUGCAGCAAGGCACCUAAGAUCCAGAGGCUGGUGACUCCCUUGACACUGCAGAGGAAGCGAUCGAGAAUUGCAGAAAAGAAGAAGAGAGUGGCCAAGGCCAAGUCUGAGGCUGCUGAGUACCAGAAGCUCCUGGCCACCAGGCUGAAGGAGCAGAGGGACCGAAGAAGUGAGAGCUUGGCAAAGAAGAGGUCCAGGCUCUCUGCUGCGGCCAGCAAGACCGCAUCCACGGCUGCCUAGGCUCAGAUGCCAUUUGGAAAGUAAUUUUGAGAAGGGUUGACAGUGAUUUUGCUUAAAACUAGGUGUGGCUUUUUUAUUAUCCUUCAGUUUGAAGUAAUUUUGACAGUUCUAGUAAAUUCUUGUCUGAAACAUAAAAUUGUCUUUACCCUUUGAAGUAUGGGAUGUUGAACUUGAAACAUACCCCCCCUGUUUAGUGCCGAAGUCUGGUAAUUUGUUAGGUUUUCAGUGGUUAAA
Asparagus officinalis (garden asparagus) is the source of this 1094-nucleotide messenger RNA. RefSeq names its product 40S ribosomal protein S6-like. Gene Ontology annotation, biological process: translation. The coding region runs from base 105 to 860 and encodes 251 amino acids. The record is from RefSeq and is a predicted model, not a curated record. The transcript has 6 exons. NCBI's taxonomy places the organism in Eukaryota, Viridiplantae, Streptophyta, Magnoliopsida, Asparagales, Asparagaceae. Gene Ontology annotation, molecular function: structural constituent of ribosome. Gene Ontology annotation, cellular component: ribosome.